AUGACGGGGUCGUCGACUCAUACAACAAGACGGGUUGUAUCCGCUAUCGCAGCAACUCUCGUGGCUCUCGCCUGCGGAACCAACUAUGCAUACUCAGCAUGGGCGCCCCAAUUCGGGCAACGGAUGAAGCUAUCGUCCACCGAAACCAAUCUCAUAGGUGCUGCUGGAAAUCUGGGGAUGUACGCCUCUGGUAUUCCUCUGGGAUUAUUGACCGAUACUCGAGGUCCACGCAUUGCAACCCUGCUGGGUGCCAUCACCCUUGGGACAGGAUAUUAUCCAAUCUAUCGGGCCUAUGAGAAUGGACAAGGGUCGAUGGCAGUGAUCUUUCUUUGCUUUUUUACUUUUCUUACUGGCUUUGGAAGUUGCUCUGCUUUUGGAGGGUCUAUCAAGACAGCGGCUUCAAACUUUCCUGAACACCGUGGAACGGCAACUGCGUUUCCCCUGGCUGCCUUUGGAUUGAGCGCCUUUUUCUGGUCCUCAGUAUCUACCGCAAUUUUCAAGGAUGAUACUGGCCGAUUCUUGUUGCUGCUGGCAGUUGGCACGUUCGUCUUAAAUAUCGUUUCGAUUCCGUUCCUUCGGAUCCUGCCUCCCAAUGACUCUUACAUCCCACUAUCACACCCCCGCCCAACAGCUGUCGAGUCCAGGCGACUAUACAAAACCAGAUCCAACGAGUCCCGAUUGCAUCCAGGCGAUUCUGGUGAAGCAGGUACGCAAAGUUCUUUUGAAUCACAACCCUCGGCACAUGUCAGGUCACAUUCACCCUUGUCGAAUCCCCAUUCACCUACUCACAACCCCGAUCUCGAUGAAAACUCAUCUUUGGUAUCCAAAGCCACCUCAAGAGCUUCCCAGGAAUCUUUCGAUGGAGAAGAGGAGGAUCCUCUAUCUGACCUUGACUUCGACUCACCUCAACCAGACGUUAGAGGCCUCGCGAUGCUGCCUCGCGUAGAAUUCUGGCAGCUUUUCUUGACAAUGGCGCUUCUUUCUGGAAUUGGACUGAUGACAAUCAACAACAUUGGAAACAGCGCCGAAGCGCUUUGGAGACACUACGACGAUAGCGCUACCGCCAAGUUCAUCCAGCAACGACAGGUUAUGCAUGUAUCCAUCCUGUCAUGCGGUAACUUCAUUGGCCGUCUCUCUAGUGGUAUUGGGUCCGACUUGUUGGUAAAGAAGCUAAACAUGUCGCGCUUCUGGUGCCUCUUCGUUUCCGCGGCUGUAUUCACAGUGACUCAAAUCGCAGGAGCUGCGAUCUCAAACCCCAACCAGCUGGUCAUUGUAUCUGGAUUCACCGGAGUGGCCUAUGGCUUCCUCUUUGGCGUGUUCCCGUCAUUGGUCGCCCAUACAUUCGGUAUCGGCGGUCUUUCUCAAAACUGGGGUGUUAUGACGCUUGCUCCUGUUCUGAGCGGUAAUGUCUUUAACCUCAUCUACGGCCAUAUCUUUGACGGGCACUCCGUGGUCGGUCCCAAUGGUGACCGGGAUUGUCCAGAUGGACUGGGCUGUUAUCAAGCCGCAUACUACACCACAUUUUUAUCGGGUCUUCUCGGUGUGUCGGUAUGCUUGUGGAGUAUUGUGCGCGAGAAGCGCAACCCUAUCUUGCACCAGAAGGUCGAACAUGACCGUCUUGCUUAA
Molecule: messenger RNA, 1626 nt
Organism: Aspergillus wentii DTO 134E9
Lineage: Eukaryota; Fungi; Ascomycota; Eurotiomycetes; Eurotiales; Aspergillaceae
Product: putative MFS transporter
Exons: 8
Coding region: 1-1626 (541 amino acids)
Cellular component (GO): membrane
Source: RefSeq, a predicted model, not a curated record